AUUACUAAGUCUUUGAGUACUUCAAACUCAAGAGAUUGCAGGUUCUCUCUUAACGAACCAGCAUCAUAGGUCGUAGGAAGAAAACAUUUGAUUUCACACUACAACGCCCCAUAACCAGAUCCAUAACAGGGGACCAUAACAACUUGGUAUCAGAGACGAAUGUUAUGGGAGAUCAAAUUCAACAUCAACUGGCACAAUUGGUGAACUUAUUUCAAGAAGAACGUGCAGCCAAUAUAGUGAGACAGGAAGCACUGAAUGCUCGCUUAGAUGCACUCACAAAGGAUCUAGCGAAUUCGAAGGUUGAUUCUGAAUCAACUGAUCAUACCAGUCAGAAUCGGGGCUGGAAGGGUAAAAGUGGAGUGGCAGAAGGGUCAAAAUCAGAUGCAGGAGGAAGUUCCUUCAUUCCUAGGUAUACAAAGUUGGAUUUUCCACGGUUUACUAGCCAAGGGGACCCUUUGGGAUGGUUGAACAGAUGUGAUCACUUUUUUCGACAUCAACAGACUCCAGAUGAAGAAAAAGUUAGUCUUGCUUCUUUUCAUUUAGAGGGGAAUGCACAACUUUGGUUUCUUCAACUAGAGACAGAUCUGCCUGAACCAUCUUGGGAUGAGUUCAAACGUUAUUGUAACCUUCGUUUUGGGCCACCAAUCAGAAGUCAGAAGUUAGGAGAAUUGGCUAAGUUGCGCCAGAUUGGGUCCGUGGCAGAUUACUAAGAAAAGUUUGAGCAGUUAGUUUCCCGGGCUGGUACACUCACACAAUCGCAAAAGAUAGAACUUUAUAUUAGUGGUCUUGUGGAUUAUAUAGCAAUUGAGGUUGAGUUGCAUAAUCCUCUAGAUUUGGCUACGGCGAUGAGUUUAUCCCGGCUUUAUGAACGCAAGGGACAACCUUUUCGUUCGCAACUGUUAGAUGGUCGCAGAUCCAAAACAUCAGAUUUCUCACCUCCA
Molecule: messenger RNA, 941 nt
Organism: Solanum stenotomum
Lineage: Eukaryota; Viridiplantae; Streptophyta; Magnoliopsida; Solanales; Solanaceae
Exons: 1
Coding region: 165-710 (181 amino acids)
Source: RefSeq, a predicted model, not a curated record